GUGUGUGUCUGUAUGUGAGUUUGUGUGUCCUCACUUCAAAUGCGGGUGAGGAGAACAAAACUUCUCGCGGUUCCGUGGUCGUCUAACUUCCUUUCCUCUGACAAUUCUCCUGGGAUCAAAGCUCCAAUUCUCGAAGAUGAUCACGUUGCAAGAGUUUUACACGGUGAUGUCGGCUGUGGUGCCACUCUAUGUCGCAAUGAUCCUUGCUUAUGGCUCCGUUCGAUGGUGGAAGCUGCUCACACCUGCACAGUGCUCUGGGAUAAAUAGAUUUGUGGCAAUCUUUGCAGUACCUCUGCUCUCCUUUCAAAUCAUAGCGCACAACAAUCCAUACGACAUGAAUCCCAGGUUCGUAGCCGCUGAUGUCCUCCAGAAGCUCAUUGUUCUCGCAGUCCUCGCAUCCUGGUCUAGGCUCAAAAAGUUCAGCUCGUCAGUCAGGAGCACCAGUGACACAAAGAGUAAAGACUUGGACUGGGCCAUUACCUUGUUCAUGGUGUCAACGCUCCCAAACACACUGGUAUUGGGGAUUCCUCUCGAAGUCGCGAUGUACGGAGAGAAGCCAGCUGAAUUAGUCGUCCAAGCGGUCGUUCUGCAGUGCAUUGUCUGGUACACGCUGCUGCUCUUCCUCUACGAGUACAGAAGUGCCAAAAAUCUCAUCUUGGAGCAGUUUCCUGGACCGUCAGCUGCCAACAUCGUCUCCUUUAGAAUUGAUCCGGAUGUCAUCUCGCUGGACGGAGAGCAGCAGCAGAUCAAAACCGAGGCCGAGAUCGGACAGGACGGGAAAAUACAUGUCCAGGUGAAGCGGUCACCACCACCACAACCACCACCACUACCACCGACGUCUUCAAUGUACAGAGAGUACGACUCCUCCAGCAUUUCUCUCCUGAGAUCACCUGGCCUUGUUUCACCUCUGUCCUCGAAAGCUGGAACUCCGAGAGCUUCCGACCUCACAGGAGUAGAGAUCUACUCGGUUCAAUCUUCCAGGAACAUGACUCCAACAGGCUCUUAUACGGAUCUCGGCUUGAUGACGGGAACUCACGGCUCAAGUCCACACCUUCGACCAAGUAGCAACAAUCCCGGCCUCUCUAUCGAAACCAGUACCACUUUGUCGAGCAACGAGCUUCCACAUUACUCCAAUCACUCCUCCAAUAUGCACACUCCCAGGGAGCCUCCUUCGGAAGAGCAGAGUAAUAUGUUCGCUUACACCCCCGGCAGGCACCAUUACUCGCCAUCACCCAAAACCACCACCGGACCCGCUGCUCAUGAUGAGUUGCAGAAACAAGUUCCAAGGAGUCCAGGCCCACUGGAGAGAUUGUUUGUCGGCAACCAGGUAUUUUCUCCCAUGAAACUAGCUGAAGCCGCGAGAAAGAUGGACUACCAGCAACAGCAAUACGAAUCUCGAGAGAUGCAAAUGCUGGUGUGGAGCUCGAGCAACUCUCCUGCGUCUGAUAGAGGCUGUUACGAGACCAGGAAAUUGACAAGCCACAAGAACCUGUCAAUUCAAAUACCGUCGAACUCCACACCAUUACAUCCAUGCAUGGCCAAAGACUUCAGCUUCGUUGAUAACGUUCUGUUCCAAAGAGAAGACACCACCCCGCUGUCAGAGAAGAAUCUGAAGAGCGAAUCACAUUUGCCUUGCAAGGUUCCCUUCACGCCACCGAAACUGGUUGACAGCGACUCGUCAGCUCCGACUCAAAUGCCACCACCUACAGUCAUGACAAAACUCAUCGUGAGAAUGAUGUGGAAGAAGCUGAUCCGAAAUCCAAAUACUUACGCAAGUCUGCUCGGGCUUGCAUGGGCCCUGAUAUCCUUCAGAUGGAACGUCGGAAUGCCAAAAAUUCUUGAGCAUUCCAUCACAAUCUUGUCCGACGCAGGCUUGGGGAUGGCCAUGUUCAGUCUGGGCCUCUUUAUGGCGCUGCAAUCGAGUUUAAUAGCCUGCGGGACUACCAUGGCUGUUGUCGUGAUGAUCAUUCGCUUCGUGACAGGCCCUGCUAUUAUGUCUGCGACAUCGAUUGCUGUUGGCCUCCGAAAUGUCCAGUUGAGGGCCUCCAUCAUCCAGGUAAUCGCCAAUGCCAUGUCCCAACUUUUCCAAACUCUUGUUGAAUCUUGUCCAGGCAGCACUGCCACAAGGAAUAGUUCCUUUUGUGUUCGCGAAGGAGUACAACGUCCAUCCAGAUGUCCUCAGCACGGCUGUAAUCUUCGGCAUGCUGAUCUCACUUCCCAUCAAUCUUCUCUACUAUGUGCUGCUGGGCCUUUGAGAUCCAGCCAAUGCGUACGACGAGGCCAGCAUCCUGCCGACAUUUUCCGAAUGUAUAUUGCGGAGAGUUGACUUGUGCCGUCAUCGCAUCAUCGAUUUUUAGCUCUACAUUCAAGGACUAGACUCCAAAUUUUUUGUCCUCUGUAAAUUAAUCGUUAUCACUGGA
Messenger RNA from Selaginella moellendorffii, 2420 nucleotides. Its product is annotated as probable auxin efflux carrier component 1b. The transcript is spliced from 5 exons. Gene Ontology annotation, molecular function: auxin efflux transmembrane transporter activity. The record is from RefSeq and is a predicted model, not a curated record. Gene Ontology annotation, cellular component: plasma membrane; endoplasmic reticulum. Lineage: Eukaryota; Viridiplantae; Streptophyta; Lycopodiopsida; Selaginellales; Selaginellaceae. The coding region runs from base 137 to 2326 and encodes 729 amino acids. Gene Ontology annotation, biological process: auxin export across the plasma membrane; auxin polar transport.